Juglans regia (Persian walnut) is the source of this 1241-nucleotide messenger RNA. Its product is annotated as serine/arginine-rich splicing factor SR30-like. The record is from RefSeq and is a predicted model, not a curated record. Gene Ontology annotation, molecular function: mRNA binding. Gene Ontology annotation, cellular component: cytoplasm; ribonucleoprotein complex; nucleus. Lineage: Eukaryota; Viridiplantae; Streptophyta; Magnoliopsida; Fagales; Juglandaceae.
CCUUCCUUCCUAAGUAGUCCUGAACUCUCUUCCAGAAGCUCCCAAAUCUUUCCAGGCAAGACCCCACUUUCUCAACUCCUAUUUCUCCCCCCGUCUUUGCGAAAGGUGAAGAAAGAAAAAAUGAGCAGCCGCUCAAGCCGUACCAUCUAUGUUGGAAAUCUCCCUGGUGACACUCGAAUGAGAGAAGUAGAAGAUCUGUUUUAUAAGUAUGGGCGUAUUGUUGACAUUGAUCUGAAGCUCCCACCAAGACCCCCAGGCUAUGCUUUUAUUGAAUAUGAAGACCCCCAUGACGCAGAAGAUGCAAUUUAUUACCGGGAUGGGUAUGACUUUGAUGGCUGUCGGUUGCGAGUUGAGCUUGCACAUAGUGGGCGAUCAUAUUCAUCAUCAGUGGAUCGCUAUGGUAGUUAUGGUGGCAGUAGUAGCAGCCGUGGUCUUCCUAGGCAUUCUGACUAUCGUGUUUUGGUCACUGGAUUACCUCCUUCUGCUUCAUGGCAAGACCUGAAGGAUCACAUGCGUCAAGCUGGUGAUGUCCUUUUCUCUCAAGUAUACCGUGAUCGUGGUGGCAUGAAAGGAAUUGUGGAUUAUGCACAUUAUGAUGACAUGAAGUAUGCAAUAAAAGAAUUGGAUGACUCCAUUUUUAAUCGGUCAUAUAUACGGGUGAGGGAGUAUGACUCAAGGCGGAGCUACUCUCGGAGUCGCAGCUGUGAUUCGAGGCGGAGCUAUUCUCAUAGUUCUUAUAUAUCAAGAAGCCCUAGUCGCAGCCGAAGCUAUGGUGGCAGGAGCAGGAGCAUAUCUCCAGAGAGAGAAUAUUCUCACCAAUCUCCAUCAGAAUCUCGUUCAAGAUCCCCACCAAAAUCCAGAUCUCUAGUUACUUCUGCUAACCAUAAACGCCGCAGUAGGAGUCGGAGUCGCAGAAGUUUAUCACAGUCUCGCUCACCAGCUGCAAGAUCUGAACGGAGCAAAUCUGUAGACUCCAAGGAUCGCUAUUGAGCAUAAUUUUUUUAGUGCUACUUCGUGAGAUGUUCUUUGUGGUCGCUAGGACACCAACCAUGUGAGACUAGAGGUAGCUAAGUAUGUGUUUAAAUUUCGAUAUUUCACUGAAGGGUCUUUUAUAGUUGCAUCUUUCUGAACUGAACGAUACAAAUAAUCCCAACAUUGUAUCAAAAUAUGCUCGUACUGGGUUAUUUUAUAUACUUUUCUCUAAAUAAACUUGACUACUCUCCCAUUCAAUUCAGGGGCUA